Molecule: messenger RNA, 379 nt
Organism: Globicephala melas (long-finned pilot whale)
Lineage: Eukaryota; Metazoa; Chordata; Mammalia; Artiodactyla; Delphinidae
Source: RefSeq, a predicted model, not a curated record
AUGGAGAUGCUGGGGAGGUGCGAGAAGAAGGUGAAGGCCUCCAAGAAGAAGAAACGCUCCAAGGCCAAAGCCGAGAGGGAAGCAUCCCCUGCGGACCUUCCCAUUGACCUGAACGAGCCCACGUACUGUCUGUGCAAUCAGGUCUCCUAUGGAGAGAUGAUCGGCUGUGACAAUGACGAGUGCCCCAUCGAGUGGUUCCACUUCUCCUGCGUGGGGCUGAACCAUAAACCCAAGGGCAAGUGGUACUGCCCCAAAUGUUGAGGGGAGAACGAGAAGACCAUGGACAAGGCCCUGGAGAAGUCCAAAAAGGAGUGGGCCUACAACAGGUAGUGGCGGGCCUGGCUGGACCGAGGCGAGCAGGGCGAGCUGUGUAUUUAUU